Danaus plexippus (monarch butterfly) is the source of this 1725-nucleotide messenger RNA. RefSeq names its product lysosomal acid glucosylceramidase-like. The record is from RefSeq and is a predicted model, not a curated record. Gene Ontology annotation, molecular function: glucosylceramidase activity. NCBI's taxonomy places the organism in Eukaryota, Metazoa, Arthropoda, Insecta, Lepidoptera, Nymphalidae. The transcript has 12 exons. Gene Ontology annotation, biological process: glucosylceramide catabolic process. Bases 106 to 1671 code for a protein of 521 amino acids.
UACACGAACUUUGAUGUCAGUGUGCCCUAGUUUGACACGAAGCGUAGAAUACGAACGACGGGUCGCCACUUCUACUGACUAAUAUUGAGCGUGUAUUAAAUUAAAAUGUAUUUAUUGAUAGUAUUCGCUACUUUCGCUUUAAGCAAUAGUGUUUUAGCUGACAGACCGUGUGCCGUCAGAACUACUCCUAAGGAGUCUGUGGUCUGUGUGUGCAACGCAACUUACUGUGAUGAGAUCCGGAGAGAGAUUCCCACCAAAGACGACGUCAUCAUAUACACAUCCUCAAAGAGUGGCUUCCGCUUUACAAAAUCUUAUGGAAAAUUGCAAGCUCUAGAUUUACUAGAUUCUUCGAGAUUUCUGGAAAUCGAUCCGACGACAAAAUAUCAGACGAUCGAGGGUUUCGGUGGAGCCGUCACGGAUGCCGCUUCAAUGAACUGGAAAAGUGUGUCCGAUAAUUUACAGGACAAGCUCAUAAAUUCUUAUUUCAGUGAAGACGGCCUCCAAUAUAAUAUGCUUCGAGUACCAAUCGGAGGAUCAGAUUUCUCCACCCACGCGUAUGCUUACAACGACUUACCAGAGAACGACGCCUUUCUUACUAACUUCACUCUCGCUCCCGAAGACAUCAUGUAUAAAAUUCCAAUGAUCAAAAGAAUUAUGGCAGUAUCCCGAACAGCAGUGCACAUCGUGGCCACGACCUGGUCUCCGCCGCCUUGGAUGAAGACAGGACGCAGUUUCGCUGGCUUUAGCAGAUUAAAACAGGAAUAUUUUCAGACCUACGCUGAUUAUCACUUGAAAUUUCUUCAAAAGUACAAUGAAUCUGGGAUACCGAUCUGGGGUCUCACAACCACCAACGAACCCAUCAAUGGAGUAUUUGAUUUAUGCAACUUCAACUCUCUCGGCUGGACAGUCACUAAAAUGGCAGAUUGGAUCGUCAAUAACUUUGGUCCCACAAUCCGGAACUCCUCUUUUAAAGAUGUUAAGAUAAUGGUUGGAGACGAUCAGCGGUUCACCAUUCCUUAUUGGUUUAUCGGGAUGGUGGCAUAUCGUCCUGAAUCUCUGAACUACGUGGACGGUGUCGCUGUACACUACUAUACAGACCAGUUUAUUUCCCCGAUUGCGUUUGAAGCCGUGACUAAGGCUCAUCCAGAGAAAUUUGUUCUUUCCACUGAAGCCUGUGAAGGCACUUUACCCUGGCAGAAAAAUAAGGUCCUGUUGGGAUCAUGGCAACGUGCGAAGACAUAUGUUUUAGAUAUAUUGGAGGAUCUAAAUUAUAACUUAGUUGGAUGGAUUGAUUGGAAUCUGUGUCUCGACCCUCGCGGAGGUCCCAACUGGGCGAGUAACUUCGCUGAUGCUGCUAUAAUUGUUGAUAAAACAAACGACGAAUUCAUAAAACAGCCCAUGUUCUAUGCGAUGGGACAUUUUUCAAAGUUUAUUCCUCGUGGUUCCAAAAGAAUAAAAGUCAAAGAACAUAAGUCGAUAUUUGAACUUUCUUUGAGACACGUCGCCUUUAUCACGCCGAGAGGUACGAUCGUGGCCGUCAUUUACAACGACGGCCGUUCGCAGACGAUAUCCAUAACUAUUAAAAACAGACAGUUGAAGUUAAAGCUCGAAGGGGAUUCAGUGUCGACGAUAGAGUUCCAAACUGAUGAAGUCAUGACAAAUAAUUUGUAAUACAUAUAUAAUAAAGUGUUUUUGUAUAUGUAUAUUAAAUAACUGAAACUUAGA